Messenger RNA from Odontomachus brunneus, 2010 nucleotides. It is a transcript of the gene CCT6, whose product is annotated as T-complex protein 1 subunit zeta. The record is from RefSeq and is a predicted model, not a curated record. Gene Ontology annotation, cellular component: chaperonin-containing T-complex. The transcript has 7 exons. Bases 209 to 1804 code for a protein of 531 amino acids. NCBI's taxonomy places the organism in Eukaryota, Metazoa, Arthropoda, Insecta, Hymenoptera, Formicidae. Gene Ontology annotation, molecular function: ATP hydrolysis activity; ATP binding; ATP-dependent protein folding chaperone. Gene Ontology annotation, biological process: protein folding.
CGAACAUGCUAUAAGUUUACGAGUAGUUGAUGCACCAUUGAAAAUACGACACUGAACCUAUUUAAGGCGUUUUUACUGCGCGAUGCACGUAUAUUGAAAAACGGCCCUGCCUUUUAACAGACAGCUCAGCCUGCUCAGCGAUAUCGAAAAGGUGCGGAAUUGAAGCACCGCGUUUGUUAAUUUCAAAGAACGAUAGAUACUUGCGACAAUGGCGGCCAUCAGUCUGUUGAAUCCGAAAGCCGAAUUUGCCCGAGCGGCACAAGCGUUAGCGGUAAACAUCUCCGCUGCCAAAGGCAUUCAGGAUGUGAUGAAAACCAAUUUGGGUCCUAAGGGAACCAUGAAGAUGUUGGUUUCAGGAGCUAAAGAUAUCAAAAUUACCAAAGAUGGUAAUGUGCUUCUACAUGAAAUGCAAAUUCAACAUCCUACAGCGUCCUUGAUAGCUAGAGCAUCCACUGCUCAAGAUGAUAUGAGUGGUGAUGGUACCACUAGUACUGUGCUAGUUAUUGGUGAACUUUUGAAGCAAGCUGAUUUAUACAUAUGUGAAGGACUACAUCCCAGAGUGAUCACAGAAGGUUUUGACUUAGCUCGUGCUAAGACAUUAGAAAUCUUAGAUUCUUUGAAGAUCCCAAUAGAACCCAUUAAGCAGAAUCUAAUGGAUGUUGCAAGAACUUCACUUAGAACAAAGGUCCACCAUACUGUAGCUGAUAAGUUAACUGAGAUCUGCGUAGAUGCUGUAUUGGCUAUUAAGCAGCAGGAUCAAGAAAUAGAUUUGCACAUGGUCGAAUUAAUGGAGAUGCAACAUAGAACAGCAAUCGACACCACUCUGAUUCGUGGCAUAGUCACCGAUCAUGGAGCCAGACAUCCAGAUAUGCCAAAAAGACUAGAGAAUGCAUACAUUCUCACCUGCAAUGUGAGUCUGGAAUAUGAGAAAAGUGAGGUGAACAGUGGAUUCUUCUACAAGUCAGCCGACGAGCGCGAAAAAUUGGUAGCUGCUGAACGUGUGUUCAUCGAUAAUCGCGUGAAGAAGAUUGUCGAGUUGAAGAAGAAGCUGUGCGAUGGAACAGACAAGUCGUUCGUCGUGAUAAAUCAAAAAGGAAUCGACCCGCAAUCCCUCGACAUGCUCGCGAAGGAAAACAUCAUUGCUUUGCGUAGAGCCAAGCGCAGAAAUAUGGAGCGUUUGGCGCUCGCGUGUGGUGGUGUAGCCAUGAAUUCUGUGGAUGAUUUAAAAGAAGAACACUUAGGAUGGGCUGGCCUUGUAUAUGAACAUGUUCUGGGAGAGACUAAAUAUACUUUUAUAGAAGAGUGCAAAAAACCAAAUUCUGUCACCAUUCUGUUAAAGGGACCGAAUAAGCAUACGCUGAUACAAUUAAAAGAUGCUGUACGCGAUGGACUUAGGGCAGUAAAAAAUGCCAUUGACGAUCGCGCAGUCGUUCCUGGAGCUGGUGCUUUCGAGGUUGCAGCCAGUCAAACUCUUCAACAGUAUAAAGAGAAAGUUAAAGGAAAGCAACGUCUAGGAGUGCAGGCCUAUGCAGAGGCUUUACUCGUCAUUCCGAAGACUCUCGCUAUUAAUAGUGGAUUCGAUUCGCAAGAUACAAUUGUGAAAUUAUUUGAGGAAAGUACUACUUUAGGAGAGGCAGUAGGAUUGGAUCUAUCUACAGGAGAAGCUUUAAAACCUGCGGAUGUUGGGAUUUAUGAUAAUUACAAUGUGAAGAAACAAAUUAUCAAUUCUUGCACAAUUAUUGCCAGUAAUCUUCUUCUGGUCGACGAAAUAAUGAGGGCGGGAUUAUCUUCACUUAAAGGAUAAAUAUUGUGACGCAAUUUUUUCUUGUGGAACUGAGAAAUUUUAAGGACCAUUAAAUCUUUUUUCACACAAAGUUAAAUUACUAAAUUAUUAUUCAUUUUGCACUGUACCUGUUAACUGAAUUUGUCACUUAAUCUUGCUUUUAAUAUAACUGUUUAAUACAAUAAUUAAUACAUUCAAUGUUAAUAAAAUAAUGCUUUCGUAAGGAA